Molecule: messenger RNA, 845 nt
Organism: Trichomonas vaginalis G3
Lineage: Eukaryota; Parabasalia; Trichomonadida; Trichomonadidae
Exons: 1
Source: RefSeq, a predicted model, not a curated record
AUGAACAAAAACGGAACAGCUAAAAUGAAUGAUAAUCAAAUAAGAGCCGAAGGUAGAAGGUUAUUUAAACGCUUCUAUAACAUUCCUGAUGGUGUUAAUCCUAAAACUCGUAGAAGUUAUUUAAAUGAAGCCAUAGAUGCAUAUGAAGGAUUUGACAUUUCAUCAGAAAGUGAGAGGUUAGCAAGAAUGUUAAACGUUAAUAUUGAUUUUUAUUAUUGUGACCCUCAACCAGAAGACGUAGACAUAAAUAAGGUAGACUUUCCAUUAGUGGAAUCAAUAAUGAUAGAUCCAGAAUUUGAAACAGUAAAUAUUUUAUUAACACAGAGUCCAUGUGGAAAACUUCACGCUGACAGAAUUACAGACGUUGAAGCACUCACAGGAUAUAAAGUUUGCCCCUUUUGCAAAGAAGAAGUAUAUUCUAUCCGUGAUGACCCAGAAAGGAAAAACCAAAGAAGAUUUUUAAAGCAUUGUGAGAAAUGUAAAGAAAAUAAUGGAAGAUUAAUUCAAGACGUUCAAUUGCAAAACACACAACAACCAUAUGCACCACAUAUCACGAAACAGAAGAUAUAUCAAUGGCUAUUAGCACAUAAUUUGCAGGAAUAUUAUAAACCAACAAGAUAUUAUAUUACUUUUGACUUCGAAACAUUAGAGACUAAAGAAGAACUUCAACUUUCUGAAUGUGCAACUUUGAACGCUUACUUAAAACCAUUUAUGGUAUCAUCAACUGUCAAAAUAAAGCCGCAAACGGACUCUUUGAGUCCUGAAGGUCUUUCAGACCGAAGCGGCGAGGUCGUAGACCGUGAUAAAACAUUUACGAGGAAUUUUUGCUUAACAUCAAGUGAUUC